AUGGCGGAACAGGCUUUAGGACUAACCUUGAACGCUGUUCCCAUUAUUGUCAAGCAUGGUGAUAAGGUCUGGGAUCCCAUUCAACACCGAUACAAGAAGAUGCGUGAACAAUUACCUCGAGAGGACUCCCAUGUUUAUGACAGCCGCACAAUGGAAGAGAAGGGCCUCCACUUGCGCCGACGGCGCGAUGUCGCCUCGGACGAAGAGAUCGUCGAGGUUGUGAGACACAAAGGCGAGAACCUCCCCAGACGUCCAAACCAUCGCGGAUCACCUCGAAGAUCCCGUUCAGUCAACAAUUCUCGAGCAAUGGGUGCCAGUGCAGCUGCUGGUGCAGGUACUGCGGCCCUUGUUCGCUACCGAGACCGACGGGACGAUUAUUCCGACUCUGAGGGCUCUAUCCCCCCUCGUUCCCGUGUUCGACCGAAAUCCACCUCGGGUCGAUCUCGACGCCGCCGUAGCUCCUCCAGUUCCUCGUCUUCGUCCUCUUCGUUGAUGUCUUCCACCGAGGAGGAAAAGAACUGUCGCAAAUUGCAACGCAAAAAGUGGAUCACAGCGGCCCUGGCUAGCGUGGCCACCAUUCAUGCAGCUUCCAAGAUCUACAGCUCCAUCGAAUCUCAUGAUAAGCGCAGGGAAAAAGUUCGAGAAGGGAAGUUAUCUCCCGAAGACGCACACAAACAACAACGGGCCUCUCGCUGGCAGGAUGCCGCAGCCAUUGGAAUCGCUGCACUGGGCAUAAAAGGUGCCGUGAGUGAGUGGAAUGAAGUAUCCGAGGAGCACAGUCAGCAUAAAGAGAUGUUGUUGCUACGGGAAGAACAUCACAAACAGCGAUUGGAAAGGGAACGCCGACGACGAGCCAGAGAGAGGGGCGGUUACUACAAGGGCCGAGACGGACACUGGUAUUACGAUGGCCCCACUCCACAGAGCAGUGAAAGCUACCGUGGCAGUGGAGUUGGAACCAGAUACGACGAUUCGAAUUUGAUCAAGGAUUCAGAUCGUGAGAGGAGAAUGAUUGAAGACGAGGAGGAUGACAGGAAGGACAAGUCUCGACGUGCGGUGAGUCAUGGCCGUGGAGAUGGCCGCUGA
Molecule: messenger RNA, 1083 nt
Organism: Rhinocladiella mackenziei CBS 650.93
Lineage: Eukaryota; Fungi; Ascomycota; Eurotiomycetes; Chaetothyriales; Herpotrichiellaceae
Exons: 1
Coding region: 1-1083 (360 amino acids)
Source: RefSeq, a predicted model, not a curated record